Messenger RNA from Colletotrichum higginsianum IMI 349063, 1245 nucleotides. Its product is annotated as Aminotransferase class I and II. Lineage: Eukaryota; Fungi; Ascomycota; Sordariomycetes; Glomerellales; Glomerellaceae. Bases 1 to 1245 code for a protein of 414 amino acids. The transcript has 2 exons. Gene Ontology annotation, biological process: biosynthetic process. The record is from RefSeq and is a predicted model, not a curated record. Gene Ontology annotation, molecular function: catalytic activity; pyridoxal phosphate binding.
AUGGUCCGGAUUGCAGCUUUUGAGGUCGAGCAAUGGAUGGACGAGUACGAGACCACCCCGGGCUGCCUCAACAUCGCCGAGACCUGCGCCGCCUCCGUCUCCGUCGACGACCUGGUCGCCCUUUCCGAGGACAAGCGCGCGCCCGGCCCCGUCGACUUUUCCACCAAGCUGGUCUACGGCCCCAUCCGCGGCUCCGUCCCGCUCCGUCGGAGGGUCGCCGCGCUUUGUGGCAGCCAAGCCGGCCCGACCCACCGCGCCUCGUCGUCCCCCGAUUUGCUCGAUGAGACCGAUGUGCUCAUCACCCAGGGCGCCAUCGGUGCCAACUUCUUGUUGCUAUACACCCUCGUCGGCCCCGGCGACCAUGUCAUUUGCGUCUAUCCCACAUACCAGCAGCUCUACGGCGUUCCCGAGAGUCUCGGCGCCGACGUUUCCUUGUGGAGGCUCAGGAGGAAGAAUGGCUUUGUGCCUGACGUCGGCGAGCUCGAUGACCUCGUCAAGCCCAACACUAAGAUGAUCAUCAUCAACAACCCAAACAACCCCACCGGCGCACCAAUCCCGGAGCCGGUCCUUGCCUCAAUCGUCGCCUUUGCCAAGGCCCGAGACAUCAUUGUCUUCUCGGACGAGGUCUACCGACCCCUGUUCCAUGACUUCUUUGACAACGGCGACGACGCCUCCCAUGUCCCACCCCCGAUCACGGCCUUCGGCUACGACAAGGUCGUCGUCACGGGCUCCAUGUCCAAGUCCUACGCCCUCGCCGGCAUCCGCAUCGGCUGGAUCGCGUCGCGGGACAAGGGCAUCAUCCAGGCGGUCGCCUCAGCGCGGGACUACACCACCAUCAGCGUCUCGCAGAUCGAUGACCAGAUCGCCUCGUACGCGCUGUCGAAGCCCGUCUGGGGCCCCUUGCUGAGGCGGAACGUCGCGCUUGCAAACACGAACAAGGCUCUCCUUGAGGCCUUUGUCGAGAAGUACAAGGGCACCUGUUCGUGGGUCAAGCCCAGCGCCGGCACGACAGCGUUUGUCCGGUUUACCCACGAGGGCAAGCCGGUCGACGACGUCCGUUUCUGUCUGGACGUGCUCAACAAGACCAAGGUGUUUUUUGUCCCGGGGUCUAGGUGCUUCGGCCACGGGAAGGACUUCGCGGGCUACGUGAGGAUUGGCUACGUCUGUCAUACCGAGGUGCUCAGGGAGGCCCUGGAGAAACUCGGACACUACAUGGACACUGAUUUCUCAUUGGCAAUGAGCUAA